AUGCAGAUGUAAUCCUACACUAUAAAUAGUAGUUCCACACUUGCACAGCUACAUUAUCCAAAAACCCAAUUAAGCUUAGAGCUAGCAGGAGAGCUUUGUGAGUCUGCUAUACCAAAUCCAAUGGCUCAGUUCACAGAAGAUUUGAAGCCUUCGUUUCCUUUCUUAGACAUUGAGCCAAGCAGUAUUGAACUUAUAAACCAGUAUGCAGACCAAUUCAAUCAUCUUGGUGUUUUGGACUACUCAAGCUUGAAUCACUUCCAAGGCUACAUGCCUUUUUCAAGUGACAAUUUCUUUGGCAACAGCCAAGGACCUGAAUUCCCAGGAACCUUGGUCGAAAACUUUCCGGCUGGUUUUGUUCAACAGAACAGCAGCAGCGACAACAACUUGAAGAAUGAUGAGGCCUCAGCUGCUCAGUGCCUUGUCGCAGCUGGAAACCCUGAAUUCCAAGAAAGCAAGAAGAGAAUAGCAAUGGAGAUGUCAGAGAGCAGUUCUGGAGUCUCCAAUCCCUCAGUUUCGAAAACUGGGAUCAAGAGAAAAAAUAGCUUGGGAAGAGGAAAGAGGGUGAAAAUCAGUAAUGAGGAGGAAGAUGAGAAACCAAAGGAAGUGGUUCAUGUUAGAGCCAGGAGAGGCCAAGCCACUGAUAGUCACAGUUUAGCAGAAAGGGUUAGAAGAGGAAAAAUCAAUGAGAGACUGAGAUGCUUGCAAGAUAUUGUCCCAGGUUGCUCUAAGACUAUGGGAAUGGCGGUAAUGCUAGACGAGAUAAUUAACUAUGUGCAGUCCUUGCAGAACCAGGUUGAGUUCCUGUCUAUGAAGUUAACUGCAGCAAGCUCUUUCCAUGACUUCAACUCAGAGACAGAAGAUGCUAUGGAAACAAUGCAGAGGGCAAAACAGUUGGAGAGAGUGAAGAUAGAAGCAGGAUAUGGAGGAGUAGUUGACAGUAGCUUCCAGUAUUCCUCAACUAAUUAUUGGUCUCUCUGAGUCUCAAAGAGUCUGACUACAAUUUUGGAUGCUACUGCAAUUUUAUGCAUGCCAUACAACAAACACAUGAAGAUGCUAUUGCUCUAGCUCCAUCUCCUGAUAUUUUAUAUAUAAUUUUAGGGCCUUCAUUUUAAUAUAAAAUUUGUCCCCAUGCACUUCAUGCUAUGUCUGGCAUAAGUGUAAAGUCUCAUACUUUAAUUGUAAAAGCCUCACUCAUGUGGGAAAAUUUAUCCAGAUUAAUACAAGGACUACAGUCAAAUUUUUCUCCUA
This is a messenger RNA of Rosa rugosa (rugosa rose), 1248 nucleotides long. Its product is annotated as transcription factor BEE 3. Gene Ontology annotation, molecular function: DNA-binding transcription factor activity; protein dimerization activity. Gene Ontology annotation, cellular component: nucleus. The coding region runs from base 121 to 978 and encodes 285 amino acids. NCBI's taxonomy places the organism in Eukaryota, Viridiplantae, Streptophyta, Magnoliopsida, Rosales, Rosaceae. The transcript has 6 exons. The record is from RefSeq and is a predicted model, not a curated record. Gene Ontology annotation, biological process: regulation of DNA-templated transcription.